AUGCCUUCUGUUUUGCUUGCCCAUCGUCACUGAGACUCCCACCCUCCUCGUCCGAGUCUUCGUCGCAAAUUUUUCCAUCCUCGCGUCGCCCUUCAUUCAUCAACAUCUCAACCACGCCUCAUCAUAAUUAUCAAGUGAAGCGCUAGGUUCAUUCAUUGAAUUCUUCGCUACAUUUUGAUGGGAUUUUUGUGAAUUAUUGGGCCCGAUUGUUGCCCAAUUUUGCACGUUGAAAAUUUUGUUGUGGUCGCCGCCGGGUCCCAUCUCCCAUGGUUGUCGCCUAAGCCUAACCUUCACUUCUUCGCCCACUUCAAAUGUCACGGGCAAGAGCCACUCGCCCUAAAAAACUCAACGCCAAACAAAAUGUACAGAUCUUCCGUGAGGAUCAAGUUGAUUCACUCAUCGACUAUGAUUCUCAACGCGCUGUAAUUGAAACCGGUGUCGAAAAGGCCGAAGAAUCAGAAUACCAUCUUCAACAAGCAAUCAAGGCCGCAGAAGCUGCCAAGGCAGAUGCUAAGGUCAAAGAUGCAUACAUUCCUACACCACCUACCAUUGCCAGUGACCUCCAGUAUGACGUGCUCUAUCCAAAAGGGUUUCAGCAACCCGCCACAUACAUCCGGUCUUCUGCAACAGUCGAAGACUGCUCCGGAGUGGCAUAUUGCAUGGAUGAGGAGGAUGACCUGGCAUUAAAACUGAUCAAUGGAAAGCUGCCUUCUGGCCACGAACCUUGUACUGAAGACCAAUUCGAAGAGGUAAUGAACCUUUUCGAAGAGGCAGCUCAGACCAAACAACCAUUUGCUGCAGUCGAUAGUCCUCCAGUCUUACCUUUAGAAGAAUUGCAAGAGCAAUUCGAUGACGCCACCCCUGCCUAUGUUCGCACGUUUUCCAAGUAUGUGUAUGAACAUUGGCGGUCACGGCGGGAAGAAAAGGGCAAUCGAGGUCUUGAACCGCGUCUCAAGUUUGAGACCGGUCAAGAGUCAGAUGAUUCAGACCCAUACGUAUGCUUCCGGAGAAGAGAGUUGCGACAGAUUCGAAAGACAAGGAAUCGUGAUGCUCAGAGUGCCGAAAAGCUGCGCAAACUCCGGAUGGAGCUCGAAACCGCCAGAGGAAUGCUGCUGAUGAUCAAACGCAGAGAGAUGCUCCGUAAGGAAUGUCUCGAAAUUGACCGGCAAGUGUUCGAACAGCGCCAGUCGCUGAGAGACACAAAGAGAAAGUUGGGCAUGAAGGGCGAUGAUGAUCUUCUCAUCAACCAAAAGAAACAGAAACUGCCUCCGGGCAUGACCCCGAAUCAAGCCGCCCUCGCCCAUCAACUUCGCAUGCCUAUGCCGCCUGGUCCCGGGCCCGAAUUACGGACUCUCGAGGACGUCACCGCCGCUCGAGAAAGAGAAAUCCAGAAAGAGAUCCAGACGAAUGUCGAGAAGCAUAUUCGCUGGAACGAAGGCUUUGUUGACAAGACCAUGGCACCACUGACACCCGAAGUUGAGGAAUUUACCUCGCCGGAUGAACACUUUAGAGAAGCCAUGGCUGCCACAGAGUAUCUUCCGACACCGCCGGCUAGUAUCUCGGAUGAAGAAUCUCAGCCGCAACCAGCUGAGGAUAAAGACGUCGUGAUGAAAGAUGUCUCUCGGCCGUCAACACCGUUUAGAUACGCGAGUCCAGCAGAUGACGAAACCGUUGGGCCAAUGCCGUCGUUCCGACGGAGAGUAGGUCGUGGAGGUCGAAUCAUAAUAGACCGAAGACUUCCACGGCCGAAACGGGAUCCUGCCGAAGAGGACAAGUUCAGAUUCGAUUCUGAUGAUGAUGAUGUUCCAGAUAUCGAUUCGUUGGAAGACAUGUCAUACUCCCGCAUGUCACAGCGGGCAUACCUCCUGGGUGCGAGUUCUGCUCAGUCGGUCUCGUCGAGGAGGCAACAACCUGACGCCGGUGGUCCAAGUCAAUCACCAUCAGUGCCUCAGGCGCACCCACAGCCGACACCAACACCCUCUUGAAGUCUCCCCAAUUGUUUGGAAUUUUUUGCUUUUAUCUUGUCCACGAGAGCACAAUUCAAAAACUCUCUUCUCAUAGUCCCAACCCAGCUUGGGAGGGGCUUUGUGUAAUUCAACAGUCGUCCAUUUGGGGCGUGUAAGAUGGUGGAAACCGUUUUGACGGGAGCUCGCGAAGCCGUGGCUGCUGUCGAUGGCAACAGUCGGUGACAGUGGGAUUGUAUAUGAGUAUCAAGGCCAGCGCCUGAUUUAUCCAGAAAUCCAAAAACAUUG
Exophiala oligosperma is the source of this 2252-nucleotide messenger RNA. RefSeq lists its product as uncharacterized. The transcript has 3 exons. The record is from RefSeq and is a predicted model, not a curated record. Gene Ontology annotation, biological process: regulation of transcription by RNA polymerase II. The coding region runs from base 312 to 1985 and encodes 557 amino acids. NCBI's taxonomy places the organism in Eukaryota, Fungi, Ascomycota, Eurotiomycetes, Chaetothyriales, Herpotrichiellaceae. Gene Ontology annotation, cellular component: piccolo histone acetyltransferase complex.